UUCGGACCCGGGGUGGGGGCGUCACUUCCGGUUGAAUUGGCUGGUCACGGCGGGUGGGGCUCGUGGGGGCCGGCCCGGCGGCGGCUGCUCGGCGGUGCUGAGGUGUUUUUGAUGUCCUUCAAUAAAGUUUUAGAGUUUUGUUCCUAGCAUUUUGGACCACACUCUGAUGGCCAUUGCUGCUUGUAUGGUUAUGUAGAUGCAUUUUGUGCGUCUGCUGGAGAGUCUUUGCUUCUCGUAGCACCAGUGGGACUUACUGCUGCCCUCCUCCCCUUGGAAGCCCAGGGCACAGGUGAUGGCAGCUUUCCGCCUGUCUGCCCUGCCCCAGGCUGAGGUGACCUUUGAGGACGUGGCCGUGCUAUUCUCCCGGGAGGAGUGGGGCCGUCUGGGCCCUGCUCAGAGGGGCCUCUACAGGGACGUGAUGCUGGAGACCUACAGGAAUCUGGCCUCCCUGGGAGCUGGACGUGCAGGUUCCAAGCCUGGGGUGAUCACACAGUUGGAGCGAGGGGAUGAGCCGUGGGUCCUGGAUGCACAGGGUGCCAAGGGGAAAGGGCAACCAAGAGUGAGUGUCUCAGCUCAUGGAACCAGGACUGAGUAUAAUGAGUUGUCUUCGGGAGAAAUGCUUCAUGGGGAAGAACUGGAUCAACUCCAGAGGGCUGUUUCCCAGGGACCUGAGCCUGGAGAGGCCCGUUUCUAUGCCAGGGAGCCAGAGGAGAGCCUAGACAAGCCUGCGGAACAGAGAGGCCUGAGACCAGUCAUAUGGACCAAUGAGGAGAGCGUCCAGGAGUCUGCAGGGGGCCUCAAGUUCCGGUCACGCCCCGUCUCUGACCAGAGACCUCACCAAUGUGGUAUAUGUGAACAAAGCUUCGAACAGAGAUCAUACCUCAAUAACCAUAAGCGUGUACACAAGUCAAAAAAGACAAAUGUAACUCAAGAUUCUGGGGAAUCCUUCAGUGUAAAUUUAGCUAAAGAAGAUCAGAAAAUUCCUCUUGGAAAAAAAUUGCAUUAUUGUGGUUACUGUGGGAAAGCCUUCAGGUACAGUGCUAACCUUGUCAAGCACCAACGGCUUCAUAGUGAAGAAAAGCCCUACAAGUGUGAAGAGUGUGGGAAAGCCUUCAGCCAGAGCUGCGAGUUCAUCAAUCACCGAAGGGUGCACUCAGGGGAGAUCCCUUACCGGUGCGGGGAGUGCGGAAAGACAUUCAACCAAAGGCCCAACCUCAUGAAGCAUCAGAGGAUUCACACUGGGGAGAAACCCUACAAGUGUGGUGAUUGCGGGAAACAUUUCAGCGCCUAUUCUUCCCUUAUUUAUCACCAGAGAAUCCACACUGGAGAGAAACCCUAUAAGUGCAAUGACUGUGGGAAAGCAUUUAGUGAUGGCUCAAUCCUCAUUCGACAUCGUCGCACUCACACUGGAGAGAAGCCAUUUGAGUGUAAAGAAUGUGGCAAAGGCUUUACCCAAAGUUCUAACCUUAUCCAACAUCAAAGAAUUCACACUGGGGAGAAACCCUAUAAAUGUAAUGAAUGUGAGAAAGCCUUCAUCCAAAAAACCAAACUUGUUGAACAUCAGAGAAGCCACACUGGGGAGAAGCCCUAUGAAUGUAAUGACUGUGGCAAAGUUUUCAGCCAGAGCACACACCUUAUCCAGCAUCAGAGGAUCCAUACGGGAGAGAAGCCAUACAAGUGCAGUGAGUGUGGGAAGGCCUUCCACAACAGUUCCAGACUCAUCCACCACCAAAGGUCACACCAUGGAGAGAAGCCGUACAAAUGCAGCGACUGCAAGAAAGCCUUUAGCCAGGGUACUUACCUCAUCCAGCACCGGAGGGUCCACACCGGGGAGAAGCCCUACAAGUGUGGCAAGUGUGGGAAAGCCUUCCGGCACAGUUCCAACAUGUGCCAGCAUCAGAGGGUUCACCUCCGGGAAGACUUCGCCAGGUGACCAUGGACGAGGGCCCAUGAGUUCUGCUGUGCACUUCUCCGUACGGCCCCCUCCCCCCAUACCCCUCCAUUUAUUGUCCAUACAGUGUUGUCACAGAUGAAGGACAUUUCUAAUAAGAAACAGACAAAACUCUUUUCUUAAACCCAAAGCAGUGCAUGUUUUAUAGAAAUUGAGAGAGAGGUAAGCAAAAAGGAGAAGUUCUUAUAAUCUCUCUUCGCUUAGAAAAUGAAUCCAUUACUGCUGAUUUAGUAUAAGCUUCCUUUCACACUGUUUAGAGCAUUAUCAAAAGAAAACACGGGGCACCUGGGUGGCUCAGUCAGUUGAGGGUUCAGCUCAGGUCGUGAUCUCACGGU
Molecule: messenger RNA, 2286 nt
Organism: Suricata suricatta (meerkat)
Lineage: Eukaryota; Metazoa; Chordata; Mammalia; Carnivora; Herpestidae
Gene: ZNF34
Product: zinc finger protein 34
Exons: 7
Coding region: 293-1933 (546 amino acids)
Biological process (GO): negative regulation of transcription by RNA polymerase II
Molecular function (GO): DNA-binding transcription repressor activity, RNA polymerase II-specific
Source: RefSeq, a predicted model, not a curated record